This is a messenger RNA of Arachis ipaensis, 1131 nucleotides long. The record is from RefSeq and is a predicted model, not a curated record. NCBI's taxonomy places the organism in Eukaryota, Viridiplantae, Streptophyta, Magnoliopsida, Fabales, Fabaceae.
CUAUCUCAACCACACUACGGGAAGAAAGCAAAUUAUUUCGAUUCAGAGAAAGACUCGAUUACUUGCAGAGAAAAUGGUAACCAGAACAGUGGACCUUAGAUCAGACACAGUGACAAAGCCAACUGAAGCAAUGAGAGCUGCCAUGGCCACUGCUGAAGUCGACGACGAUGUGCUCGGCUACGACCCUACCGUAUUCCGCUUAGAAACCGAGAUGGCGAAGAUAAUGGGAAAGGAAGCAGCACUUUUUGUGCCAUCAGGGACAAUGGGGAACCUCAUAUCUGUGCUCACACAUUGCGAUGUUAGGGGAAGUGAGGUAAUUCUUGGGGACAAUUGCCAUAUCUUUAUCUAUGAGAAUGGAGGGAUUUCAACCAUUGGUGGGGUGCAUCCGAGGACGGUGAAGAAUAAUAGUGACGGAACCAUGGACCUUGAUUUGAUUGAGGCUGCUAUAAGGGAUCCAAGGGGAGAGAUAGUGUAUCCAACUACUCGGCUUAUUUGCUUGGAAAAUACUCACGCAAACUCUGGUGGCAAAUGUCUUUCAGCUGAAUAUACAGAUCAAGUUGGAGAGCUUGCUAAGAAGCAUGAUCUGAAGCUUCACAUUGACGGGGCGCGUAUUUUCAACUCUUCAGUUGCACUUGGGGUUCCUGUGGAUAGGCUUGUCCGAGCAGCUGAUUCCGUUUCGGUUUGCCUAUCCAAAGGUAUAGGUGCACCGAUUGGAUCUAUUAUUGUUGGAUCAAAGAGCUUCAUUGCCAAGGCUAGACGGCUGCGGAAAACCUUAGGUGGUGGAAUGAGGCAGGUCGGUGUCAUUGCCGCCGCAGCACUUGUUGCCUUGCAGGAAAAUGUUGGAAAGCUGGAAAGUGAUCACAAGAAAGCUAGACUUUUAGCUGAUGGAUUGAAUGAAAUGAAAGGACUGAGAGUGGAUCCAGUGGAGACUAAUAUUCAAGAACUUGGAAGAACGUGGUAUCCUUGUGAUGGAUGUUAGCCCAUCAAGAAUUAGGAUUGUCCUCCACCACCAAAUUUCAGCAAGUGAUGUGCAAUAUGCCUUGUCAUGCUUUCAGACAAGGAAUGGAUUAUUACCUCGGUACCUUCUUGAUGUCUUCCUGCUAUAAAUUAGUUUGAUAAUUAGUAAGUGCA